AUGGAUUUGACAGGCGUACCUACCCCCAAGAUGGACUGGGAAGCGUCGAACUUACCAGAGCAGUGGAAAAAAUUCCGCACACACGUGGAUCUCAUAUUCAAAGGACCGCUAGAGGAGAAAAGCGAAGAGAUCAAGGUUACUUAUUUACUGUUAUGGGUUGGCGACAAAGGUCGCGAGAUAUACAACACCUGGACAGGUAUGACGAACGAUGAAAAGAAGAAACUUGAACCCCAUUACAAACGCUAUUUGGCGCACGUGCAACCCAAGUUGAACCCUAUAUUUGCGCGCUUCAAGUUUAAUAACGAGAAUCAAGGAGCAUCAACAAUAGAACAGUUUGUCACUCGCUUACGAGUACUUGCAGAGGACUGCAAUUACGGAAACAGUAAGGACGAGAUGAUUCGGGAUAGGAUCGUUUUCGGGACAUCGUCACAGAAGGUGAGGGAAAAGCUCAUUGCAGAAGGUGAGAAAUUGACAUUAGAAAAGGCAAUACAGAUAGCUCAGUCACACGAGUAUUCUCAAGAACAGUUGAAGACCAUGUCGGGCCAAGAGGUCCAUGCAGUCAGCCAUUCUCACAACCAGAACACUAGGAAGGCAGGUCGAAGCAGCCCAUCUCAAAAUGCCGCCAAAGAUACAGAGCGAAGAAGACCCCCGCAGGCCAGACCAAAGCACCACCACAAGACGAAGACACAAGAGUGCGACCGGUGUGGGUAUGAUCAUUCUACAAGUGCUAAAUGCCCUGCGAAGGGUAAACAGUGUAAGAGUUGUAAUAGAUGGGACCAUUUUGCUAAGAAAUGUUUUAGUAAAACUGUUGCAUGUCAUGAAUUACAGACCUUGCCAGAGCAAUCAGAUUCAGAACCAGAAUUUUUCAUAGAUAUUAUUGAGACAAAUCACAACCAUGACCAAGCAUUUUGUAAUCUCUUUUUGGGUUCAGACAAUACACCUAUCAAAUUUAAGUUAGAUACAGGUUCACAGGUUAACAUAAUACCCAGACAUGUCCUCAUUUCAUUAGGCUUGUCCCAUAUGAGCGACCUGAAGCAAACUGAUCAAAAGUUGUCUGCCUACAAUGGUAACCCCCUACGUUCCCUUGGUUGUUUUGAGCUCAAUUGUACUUACAAAGGUCAGUCACGGAGUCUAACAUUUCAUGUUGUUGAGACAACUUCCCCUCCCAUAUUAGGGAUGAGAGCAUGUUUAGAUUUUGGUCUCAUAAAACUUGUUUAUUCUUGCAACUUGGAUACAACCCAAGACAAAAGUGAACCACUGGUUGCAAGUCAGGUUAUGUUAGAGUUCUCAGAGGUCUUUGAGGGUAUUGGUCUUUUCCAAGGGGAGUGCUCCAUACACACAGACCCUGCCGUGCACCCGACGGUACACCCACCCCGUAGAGUACCCCUUACCCUUCAAGACAAAUUAAAAAAAGAACUAGAGAGAAUGGAAUCUCUUAACAUUAUACAAAAGGUCACUCAGCCCACUCAAUGGGUGAGUUCACUAGUAGUCGUCGAAAAGCCCAAUGGCAAACUACGGGUUUGUCUUGACCCGAAAGAUUUGAAUAGAGCAAUACUUAGACCCCAUUACCCAAUGAAAACCCUUGAGGAUGUCCUACCCCAACUGUCAAAAGCUAGAUUCUUUACUAAGUUAGAUGCUAGGAGUGGGUAUUGGACUAUCAAGUUAUCAGAGGCAUCUUCUUACCUCACAACAUUUAACACGCCAUUUGGUCGUUAUAGGUAUCUUAGACUCCCUUUUGGACUCAAGUCGUCACAAGACGAGUUUCAGAGAAAGAUUGAUGAAUGCUAUGAAGGUCUUGACGGUGUCGUAGCUCUAGUCGAUGAUUUACUUGUAUUUGGUCAAACUAGGGAAGAGCACGACAGGAACUUGCGUAAAGUUCUCAUAAGGUCAAAAGAGAGAGGUGUUAAACUAAACAAAGACAAAUUAGAGGUAGGAGUCACAAAGGUGAAGUAUUUUGGUCAUUUACUAACCUCAGAGGGUGUGGGUCCAGAUCCUGAUAAAGUCUCUGCUGUGCGAGAGAUGAAACCCCCCAAAGAUAAAUCUGAAUUAGAGACCUUCCUAGGUAUGGUGACUUACUUAGCAAAGUUUGCACCUAACUUGUCCGAAAUAACUAGUCCCCUUAGGAAUCUACUUGCAAAGGACGUAUUAUUUCAAUGGGAUAGUGCCCAAAGCAAAGCUUUUGACAAAGUUAAAAACCUAAUCACUUCUAGUCCAAGUCCAGUGUUAGCAUAUUUUGACCCCCGUAAGGUCACCACACUACAGUGUGAUGCAUCGAAGUAUGGUCUUGGCGCUGCCUUGAUGCAGGAAGGCAAGCCUGUAGCAUCUAAGAGUCUCACACAAAGUGAAGUGCAAUAUGCCCAGAUAGAAAAGGAGAUGUUUGCGAUCCUCUUUGGUUGCAAACGUUUCCAUCAAUAUAUCUAUGGUCGAAAGGUCAAAGUUGAAACAGACCACAAGCCGUUAGUACCUAUCUUUAAGAAAGCACUAUUUGCAGCCCCACCUAGACUUCAGAGAAUGUUGUUACAAUUACAGAACUAUGAUCUUGAAGUGGACUAUAUCCCGGGUAAGCAAAUCCCUGUUGCUGACUCAUUGUCACGCAAUUUUGUAGAUGACACAUUCCCAGGUCUUUCUAAAGAUAUGGAAGCCCAAGUACACUCUGUACUGGCUAACCUCCCUAUCAGUGAUAGAAAACUUAAAGAGAUAGAGACAGAGUCAGACAAUGAUAAACAAUUUCAGUUGCUUAAACACACCAUACUUAAUGGUUGGCCUGAAUGCCGUAGAGACUGCCCCCCUCAAAUUAUAGAAUUCUGGAACCACAGGGACGAACUUUGCGUCACUAAUGGUAUCUUGCUUAAAGGUACAAAAGUGUUGAUUCCCCGCUCUCUUAGAGCUAAAAUUCUAGAGUGCAUUCACAUAGGUCAUAUGGGUAUUGAGAAAUCACUACAGAGGGCACGCACAUCAGUAUUCUGGCCCAAAAUUUCAUCAGAUAUCACAGAGUUAGUGUCAAAUUGCAAUGUCUGUUUAAAACACAGGUACUCAAACCCCAAGCAACCCCUCCAACCACACCCAGUACCUGAUUACCCCUGGCAAGUUGUCGCCACAGACUUGUUUUUGUGGGACAACAAGGAUUUUCUGAUUGUCACUGAUUACUAUAGUCGACACUUUGAGGUCAUCCAGCUUCGAGACACAAAGAGCAAAACAAUAAUUCAGAAGCUUAAAAGUAUUUUUGCUAGGUUAGGUAUUCCCCAAAAGGUAGUGUCAGAUAAUGGCCCUCAAUAUUCCUCUCAGGAAUUUGCAAAUUUUUCUAAAGAGUAUGACUUUAUUCAUGCAACUUCCUCCCCACGAUACCCUCGGUCGAAUGGUUUAGCUGAAAAAUCAGUGCAAAUUGCGAAGAGAAUAUUCGAAAAGGCCGAGCUUGAUGGCCGUGAUCCAUACUUGGGUAUUCUCGAAUACCGAACUACGCCCUUAGAAGUUGGUUAUUCCCCGGCGGAACUCCUCCAAGGUAGACAACUACGUUCAAUUUUACCAACUCUAAAUGAGCAACUUCUCCCCAAGGUUAUCGAUCAUGAGAAGGUCAAGGUCAUGCUACACAAAAACCAUGAAAACCAAAAGCAGAACUAUGACAAACAAUCUAAACCACUCGCCCCUCUUGAAAUAGGAGAUAGUGUUAGAUUUCAGCAGGACGACAAAUCCUGGAAGCCAGCUACUGUGCUUUCCAAGGUUGCUGACAGGUCAUAUGUUGUCAAUGCCCCAAACGGUGGUAUUUACCGUAGGAAUAGGCGCCAUCUCAUGAAAACAAAUGAGCAAACUUACACAUUUGAUCCUAACCUACCCAUUCUAGCUGAAGCCCAAACAGAUGACUCGGAGUUAAGUCCCAUUUCCCCCUCCAAAUCCAAAUUACCCCCAUCCUCUCCAUCCAAACCCAAUUUUGAAAAUAUGUCAACAUUUCAAACCAGUAACAAACCCUAUAUUACACGCUCAGGCAGAGUCUGUAUUCCAAAAAUAAAGCCGUCUAUGUAA
This is a messenger RNA of Magallana angulata, 4017 nucleotides long. RefSeq lists its product as uncharacterized. The transcript has a single exon. The coding region runs from base 1 to 4017 and encodes 1338 amino acids. NCBI's taxonomy places the organism in Eukaryota, Metazoa, Mollusca, Bivalvia, Ostreida, Ostreidae. Gene Ontology annotation, biological process: DNA integration. Gene Ontology annotation, molecular function: nucleic acid binding. The record is from RefSeq and is a predicted model, not a curated record.